Sciurus carolinensis (gray squirrel) is the source of this 1474-nucleotide messenger RNA. RefSeq names its product mesoderm posterior bHLH transcription factor 2 (gene Mesp2). Gene Ontology annotation, molecular function: DNA-binding transcription factor activity, RNA polymerase II-specific; RNA polymerase II cis-regulatory region sequence-specific DNA binding; protein dimerization activity. Gene Ontology annotation, biological process: mesoderm formation; heart morphogenesis; somite rostral/caudal axis specification. The record is from RefSeq and is a predicted model, not a curated record. The coding region runs from base 1 to 1098 and encodes 365 amino acids. Gene Ontology annotation, cellular component: nucleus. The transcript has 2 exons. NCBI's taxonomy places the organism in Eukaryota, Metazoa, Chordata, Mammalia, Rodentia, Sciuridae.
AUGGCCCAGUCCCCUCCUUCGCAGAACUUCCUUGGCCUGGACCACUGGAUCUUCUCCCAGGGUUGGGGCUGGGAGGGCCACUCCGACUCCACGUCCCCAGCCUCUUCCUCGGAUUCCUCAAGCUCCUGCCCCUGCGACGGCGCCCGCAGCCUCCCUCAGACCGCGCUCUCAGUCCGCAGCACCCGAGCUGCAGAGGCCAACCCGACGGUGCCCCGACGUGCACGGACGGGUCCAGCGGGUGGACAGCGGCGGAGCGCCAGCGAGCGCGAGAAGCUGCGCAUGCGCACCCUCGCCCGCGCCCUGCACGAGCUGCGCAGCUUCCUGCCGCCGUCUGUCGCGCCGGCCGGCCAGAGCCUGACCAAGAUCGAGACGCUGCGCCUGGCCAUUCGCUACAUCGGCCACCUGUCGGCUGUGCUGGGCCUCAGCGAGGACAGCCUGCAGUGCCGGCGCCGGUGGCGCGCGGAAGCGGUGUCUCCCCAGGGCUGCGCGCUCUACCCCGACGGCGGUCCGCCGCAGGUGCAGACCCGGGCUCCCGACCCGGGCCUGGGCACUGCUCCCUGUGCUGGGCAGUGCUGGGGGUCCCCGCUCUCCUAUUCCGGGUCCGGAGCCGUAGCCGAGAGCCCAGGGAGCAGGGUUUCCAACAGGGAUUCCUGGGUAACACCCCCUUAUUGCCCCAAGAUACAGUCGCCUCCGCACAACCCCCUAGGGAGAGUCCCUGACGCGGUUCUCUGGACGCCACCCCAAACCUGUCCCGGGAAGCAGACAUCCCCAGAGCUUCAAAAUCCCGCUGCACCCUGGACGCCACCAGCGGAGCUGGCGGCAGUAUACCAGGGUAUCUCUGUGUCUCCAGAAUCCUGUCUGUCUCUGGGAAGUCCACCCCUUCUGCCCCACCCGUCAUGCCAGAGACUCCAGUCUCAGACACAGUGGGGGUGUUGGAGCCACAGUGCAGAGGCGCUGCCCAGCUCAGAGGACCCUGGACCCAGCCCAGCCUUCCAGCUCAGUGAAGUGAGCCUCACCCAGAGUUCAGGCCUGCAGCUCAGUAGCUGCCCUGAACUUUGGCAAGAAGAUUUGGAGGAGGCCCACUUGGGCAUCUUCUAAUGGCUCUGCCUGGCCCCUUUACAUCCAGGAAAUCAGGCUUAUAAUGUGGAUGCCCUCCUCUUCUGUUUCUUUGGUGGAUUUUUAAGCUUUCUAGCCAAAUGAUGCCCAUUACAAAAACAGUGACUGAAACAGAUAGUGGGUAGCCUCCCUGGCUCGAGUGGGGGCAAUGACAGUGCCCUCUACUGCGAGGCACCACCGCCCGCAAUGCCCUGUACUUUUCAGAGCACAGUCUGAGCUGCUCUGAGAAGGCAGCUGCUUGAUUCCAAAGGAGGCUAGGAUGGAACUGGUAGGGGGCCAGACUCAUGCUCUCUGCUCUGCUUCUGGGUGACAGUUGUCCAGAAUCCUAUAUGCUUAAGAUGUUUUGUAAGUCUUAAAA